Messenger RNA from Tarenaya hassleriana, 1739 nucleotides. RefSeq lists its product as uncharacterized. The record is from RefSeq and is a predicted model, not a curated record. The transcript is spliced from 3 exons. Lineage: Eukaryota; Viridiplantae; Streptophyta; Magnoliopsida; Brassicales; Cleomaceae. The coding region runs from base 169 to 1587 and encodes 472 amino acids.
UAAGACAACAUAAACAGCUUCACCUUAUCACCACCACACAACCACAUAGAACCUUCUUCCUUCGUCUUAUUAUAUCUAUCGAUCUCUCUGUGUCUCUUUCUUCACUCUCCCAUCCCUCCCAAAAAUCUUCACUUAGUUUCGUGAACUUCUUCUUUGAGAGCGAUUUCAAUGGCGUCGAUUAGUUCAUCUGAUCGUCGAAUCUCGACGAGUAAAAGACGUUUGAAGCCGCCAUUGUUGCUUAGAGAUUACCUUCUCGAUGAUCUCAGCUCGUGUUCGUCCAACGGCUUCAAGUCCUUCCCUCGUCGACAAUCUUCCUCCUCCACCGUCCGAUUACUCCUCGAUGCCGAGAUCAAACGGUCCAGACUCCACCGCAAACGCCGCCUCUCCAGAACCAGGACCACCUGCGGGACGGCGCUCGGUCACGCCGUACAGAAAGCGUCGAUGGCGUUAGUUAACGCCGUUAAGAUGUUGCCGUUUCCUUCCACCGUCAAACUUCCUUCGCCGACGGUACGGAACAAAAACGGCGGUUUCUCGAGAAGCUUCUCGAAACGGCUUUUGAGCAGAAGCUUCUGGAGAUCAUCGUCCGAUGACCGCCGAGAUUCCGGUGAGACUGAUCGGAGAGUGGAGCCCGAACGUGACCCGGAGAUCCAACGGUGGAGAUCGUUCGGGGAGUUCCUCCAAGAGAGCUUAGAUCAACCGUCCGAUCAAAUCUCCGUCGCCGUCGCCGUCGGAGACGAUGAAGAAGUUUCCGGCGAGUCUUCGUCAUCGAGCAGCGGUGGCUCGGAGGUUGUGCAGUCGUCGUCGUCGUUGUGGAGCGGUGAAUCUGAGGAGUCGAACGAAAAUGACGGCGUGGAAGAAGUGGUCGAGGAAAUGGUAGAGGAACAUGUCGGUGACGGAGGUGGUGUCAACCGCAGCAACCUCUGUACGGACGACAACCGAAAGGAAUGCGCCAAUGAAGAGAAGGAACAAUUUAGCCCCGUUUCUGUGUUGGAAAACCCCUUCGAAGAUGAAAAUGAUAAUGCUCGUGGCAUGACUUCUCCUUCCGACCAAGAAGAAAUCAACGUUAAACUGGGAAGAAAAAGCCGAAGAUUCAAGGGUUUGGUAAGAAUCGAGCCAGUGGACUUAGAGAAACGAAUCGAAAGGCACAUCGAAAACGACGAGAACCAAACACGUGGCAUUAUUAUUACAGAAGGAGGUGACGACGACGUGGUCGUGGUCGAAGGAGAGAACAGAGCGAACCACUUGUUCGCUCGGUUGAAAUCAAGAACCGACGGACAGUUCUUGAUCGACUCGUACUCGACCAAUCUGCUGUCGGAUUUUUUCCAAGAAGACGGGAACGAGGAAAGAGAGGACGAGACAUUGGUGAAGACAGCAGAAGAGUGGGUUUUGGACAGGCAAGAGGAGAUGUUCUUGAGCUGGGAAGUGAAGGAGAAGAGAGGGAUUUACGUGAAGGAGAUGGAGAUGGAGAGGAGAGAGAAGUGGGCUUGCUUCAGAGAGGAGAGAGAAUGUGUUCUUGAGGAGUUUGGGAAUGGUUUCUUCGCUUCAUUGGUGGAUGAACUCGUUCUUGAUCUCUCUUCCUCGUUUUGAUCUUUUGGAUUUUUCAUGUUUUUAAUUUUGCCAUGAUUUUUGUUUUUAGAUUCAAAAUAAGACAUUGUUACACAAAAGUUAUGGUUUUCUCCUAUAACUAUCAUGUGUAAAUUUGGAAUUUUCGGGUUUUAAAAAACAUAUCUAUUCAUAUC